UUCGUCCAAGGCCAAGACGAUAUUGGCAAAACGUGUUUAUUUUAUCAGCCAUGGUUAUAAGAAUUUCUAUAUUUCAUAUUGUUUUUGUGCCCCCCUUAUGGUUUUUUUCUGCUCAUUAAAAAAUGAGAAGGCAAGGAGUAUUUUUAUGUUUAUUAAAUCUUUUGAUUAAUUCAUAUAUUAUAUAACUAAAGUAAAAUUGAGUACAUAAUUGGCAUUAAAACAUGGCAGAAUCAAGAACCCAAUCUUUUUACAACAUAACACCUUUUCAGCAAAUAAUUUCUUCUUGCACAGGUGCUUUAAUAACAUCAGUAUUUGUUACACCAUUGGAUGUCGUGAAGAUCCGACUCCAGGCUCAGCAAAAAGCUAAACUGAGCAACAAGUGCUUUCUCUAUUGCAAUGGAUUUGUGGAAGAGCUCUGCUGUAACUUCCAUGCCGGUGGGAGCUCUGCCGUUUCCUCUCCUUAUUGGUAUCGACCGCCAGGUCAUUUGACCGGAACACUCGAUGCUUUUGUUAAAAUAACAAGAGCAGAAGGCGUUACCUCCCUUUGGAGUGGACUACCACCUACACUUUUAAUGGCUGUACCAGCUACUGUUGUUUAUUUCACGAUGUAUGAUCAACUCCGUCAGCUUGUUUUGAAGAAAUAUCACUUCGAUCACCAGCCUCUGUGGCUGCCUGCCGUUGCUGGUGGAAUGGCCAGAGCUAUAGCUGCAACAUUAAUCAGCCCAUUGGAAUUAGUGAGAACCAAAAUGCAGUCUCAAAAACUUAGCUAUCUAGAAAUCCGUCAAGCUCUUAAAAAUUUAGUUCUGACACAAGGUCUACAUUCCAUGUGGAGAGGUUUAGGUCCAACAAUAUUAAGAGAUGUUCCUUUUUCUUCCCUUUACUGGUUAAGUUAUGAGUUCCUAAAGCAAAAAUUCCAUCAACAACAACCGACAUUCUGGUUCAGUUUUGGGGCUGGUGCUACUGCUGGAAGUUUUGCUGCUUUGCUAACUCUUCCAUUUGAUGUGGUGAAGACUCAUCGUCAAAUUGAAUUAGGAGAAAUGGAAGCUCUGUAUUCCAAGCAACGCACUUCAACUUAUUCUCUUUUGAGGAAUCUGUAUCAGUCCAGUGGAUACAGAGCACUUUUUACAGGUGUAGUUCCUCGCAUUGUAAAAGUUGCUCCUGCGUGUGCCAUCAUGAUCAGCUCCUACGAAUACAGCAAAAGAUUUUUCCAUAAUUACAAUAACUCAAGAACUCUGUAUAAUAGUUUAUAAUCAAAUGUUAUGAUUGAUUUUUGUUGCAGUAAUUCUGAAUAAGUCCUAAGAAAAGUUUGUUGCAUUUAUGCCCUUAGACUAUGCAAUGUUCAGUCUUAAAGCACUUAAGUUGGAAGUAGUUAAAAUUUCUCUUUUGAUAUGUUCCUGUUAAAGUGAAGCACUUGAUCAACUUUUUUCAAAAAAAGUUCAAGUUCUAUUUGUAGUCAAAAUCAAAAUUAGAUUUAGAAAAAGGAUUACUGAUUGUUGAUUGCAUGGUCUUUGAAAAAUGUAAAUUUAUUGUGAAAAAUUAUGAAGUAUUUAUUACCUAAAAAUAUACUUCUGUCUUUGUAGCACUUCGUUACAAUGAUAGUGAUAAUUGUAGUUCACAAUUUAAGACAGUUGUAAUAAUGAAUUGUAAUGAAUGACUUUUCUUAACUGUAGUAAAAUAUUCAAAAUUUCAUCCUACAUAAAAGCUGUGAUUUUUUUUUUUAAUUCCCAUAUUUUUAUUUAUAUUAUUAAUAAAUACUAAGGCUAUCAACAUUAAAAGAAAAAAUUUUCCUGCAAUAAUUUCAUUUAAGGAUUUGUUCACUCUGUUUUCCAAAAAAAAAUGGGUUUUUCUAUUUAUAAGUAACACUAAUUUUAUUUCAGAUAUCACCCCCCCCCCCACACACACCUUUUUUUUUGGAAAAAAUCAUAAACACUAAUGUAAAUGAGUUAUAAAGAAAUAUAGAACUUAUUUUAGUUUAUGAUCUGAAUAUUUUUCUUAAAUUAUUCAUAUUUCUAGUUACUUUUUAAAAAAUGCAAGCAUAUUUUUAAGUUAAUUGCGGACAAAAAAAAAACUUGCUUUUUUGGAAAGGGAGAAUAGAAAUCCAAAAAGUAACUAUAACAAUAUUAUCAUGAUAUCACAUGAAAAUAUGCAUAAUUAUUGAAAUGACUCAAAAUUUCAUUGAAGUGAAUUUUAGUUUUGUAAAAUAAGCAUUUGUGCAUAGACUCCAAAACAUUACGGGUGUAAUUAUUUUAAUUGUGUUGUUUGUUUUUUUAUCCUUUACUAUUCAGUAUUCAAAUCUUUAAAAAAAUCAUAAGUUACCAUUACCGUAACCCAUUUCUUCUUCAAGCAAAAGGGUGGAAUAAUUUUUCACGUGCCUACUCCGCAUUUACGAACUUAAUAAAUUAACCAUGGUUAUAAAGUAAAAGCACUGAUAAAAUUUUCUUUUCAAAUUGUUAAAUUAUUAUUAUCAAUUCUUUGACCAUGUAAAAUUAGAAACAUGCAAAAUUUUGUUUUUAUUAUUAGAAUAUCAUGUAUGUGUGUGCAAGACAUGUAAUUUGUUUUUUUACAAACUAUAUUAAAGUAUCUUGAUACUUCA
This is a messenger RNA of Uloborus diversus, 2593 nucleotides long. RefSeq names its product probable mitochondrial glutathione transporter SLC25A40. Bases 222 to 1250 code for a protein of 342 amino acids. Gene Ontology annotation, biological process: mitochondrial transmembrane transport. NCBI's taxonomy places the organism in Eukaryota, Metazoa, Arthropoda, Arachnida, Araneae, Uloboridae. The record is from RefSeq and is a predicted model, not a curated record. The transcript is spliced from 10 exons.